GAUCCUCUCUCUUUCUCUCUAGGGUAGUAACGGAGAAGGAACCCCUCGGGAAUAAAGAGACUGUGGCUUAUAAACAGGAUUGUGAUUUGAUAUUUGCUGCUCCUCAAUUCUUUGGGAAAAUUAACAAUGAAAUUGAUUAUAUUGGAGGACGCGACGAAGGCCACUGAAUGGGCUGCCAAAUAUAUCCGCAAUCAGAUCAUUCGGUUCAACCCUGGGCCAGAGAGAUACUUCACCCUGGGCUUGCCGACUGGAAGCACUCCAUUAGGGUGUUAUAAAAAGCUAAUUGAAUAUUACAGAAAUGGAGAUCUGUCUUUCAAAUAUGUGAAGACCUUCAACAUGGAUGAAUAUGUGGGACUUCCAAGGGACCAUCCGGAAAGCUUUCACUCUUUCAUGUGGAACAAUUUCUUUAACUACAUGGAUAUCCUGCCUGAAAACGCCCACAUUCUGGAUGGGACUGCCCCUGACCUGGAUGCGGAGUGCAGAGCCUUUGAGGAGAAAAUUAAGUCGACCGGAGGAAUCGAGCUGUUUGUCGGAGGUAUUGGUCCAGAUGGCCACAUUGCUUUCAAUGAACCAGGAUCCAGUCUGGUGUCCCGCACAAGAGUGAAGACUUUGGCCAUGGAUACAAUAUUGGCCAACGCUAGAUUCUUUAAUGGAGAUUCCUCUAAAGUUCCUACCAUGGCUUUGACUGUCGGAGUAGGUACUGUAAUGGAUGCCAGAGAGGUGUUGAUCCUCAUCACAGGAGCCCACAAGUCUUUAGCUCUACAUAAAGCGAUAGAAGAUGGUGUGAACCACAUGUCCACGGUCUCGGCCCUUCAGCAACAUCCCAAAACUCUCUUUGUUUGUGAUGAGGACGCCACGUCGGAACUCCGUAUGAAAACUGUCCGGUACUUUAAAGGUCUGUCGGAAGUUCACAAUAAACUCGUGGAACCGUUGUAUAGCAUGAAACAACCGUGUACCAUUAAACAGUGUGAAUGAAGACCAUGGGACUGCAUCUCCUUCCAGGGGUAUUCGUUCUACCGCAGGAGCCACUGAAGAAAGUCUAGUAUAUCAGGCUGCGAAUCUUAAGAUUGUUGAGUUUUGCUCUUCCCUCAGACCAUAAAGGGCCUGUCCCACUUUCGUGAGUUAUUCAUGAACUCUCCCGAGUUUUCCCCUUGAUUCGAACUCGGAGAAUUACGGUAGUAGCCGUUCGUAGGUACUCGGGGCUAUUUUUCUUUACUCGUGGACAUUUUUCAUCAUGCUCAAAAAACGUCCCGACUUACCUGAUGCCCCGAGUUCCUACGGCUGGCAUUACGAGCCGCUACGAAACAUCUACGGACUCCUGCGGCCUCUUACGAGCUCGCUACUGACAUUCCCCGACAUUCCCCGGGUUCGAAUCAAGGGGAAAACUCGGGAGAGUUUGUGAGUACCUCGGGAAAGUGGGACAGGGCCUUAAGACAUAGGAGCAGAAUGAGGCCGUUCAGCCCUUCUGCUCUGUCAUGGCCGAUCUGUGUUUCCCUCUCAACCACAUUCACCUGCCUUCUUCUCCCUGUCAUCUUUGACAAAAACCUUAUUCACCAAAAACCUAUCAAUCUCCGCAUUAAAAACACCCAAUGACUUGGCCACCACAGCCGUCUGUGGCAAUGAA
Messenger RNA from Amblyraja radiata (thorny skate), 1624 nucleotides. Its product is annotated as glucosamine-6-phosphate isomerase 1-like. The record is from RefSeq and is a predicted model, not a curated record. Gene Ontology annotation, biological process: carbohydrate metabolic process; D-glucosamine catabolic process; N-acetylglucosamine catabolic process. NCBI's taxonomy places the organism in Eukaryota, Metazoa, Chordata, Chondrichthyes, Rajiformes, Rajidae. Gene Ontology annotation, molecular function: glucosamine-6-phosphate deaminase activity; identical protein binding. The coding region runs from base 127 to 975 and encodes 282 amino acids. The transcript has 7 exons. Gene Ontology annotation, cellular component: cytoplasm.